UUUUCAUCUUUUUUUUCUGAUUUUGGUCCUUAUUUGCUGCUGUUAGCAGCAACCCAUCACACCUUUUCUCAGAGAACAGCUGCCAGAAGAAUACUGCGCAAGAUGUGGCUCGUUGAAGAGCGGCAGUUGAUUUGAUAAGGUUAUCACGAUAGAGUGGUCACGGAAAUAUGCGUUCAAACAGGACAUGCGCAAGAACGUGGCGGGCAAUAAAUCGCUUAUCGGCAGUUUCCAAGAUGUGCUUCGCGUAUCAACAUUAAAAGGCCUGUACCAGCACAAACGAGUCCUGUUCGAUAAAACACAUCAUAAGAACGUAGCAGCACCGCACAGCACUGACCCUGCUCAGCUCUCACCGAAACGUCCUUUCCAUUCUUUUUGCACAUUUUCCUUGCCCUUCGAAUGCUCAACCAAUCCACGAUAUCAGCGUACCACGAUCUUCUGCUCACAACCAAUGACCUUUCAUCUGCUGUGGCAUCUAUUCUUACGUCUCCGGUGUUCCAGGAGUACACCAACCUGUCAACGCUCAUCAGCACGCUGCUCAAGAGCCCGUUUUACGUGCACCGGCUAGCCGUGUGCUACCUGCUUCCCCACGCCAGCAAGAGCGUGUUCUACGCGCUUUUCAACGAUAACAUACAGCUGGUAUGCCGUACAGCGAUGGAAUUGUUGCCGGCCGGCAUGCUGACCCACAGCGAGAUACUGGUGUGUUUGGAAGCGCUGGAACAGAAGAACGAUUAUUUGCAGUGCGGAGCAGUUGAUCUGCUCUCCAAGUUGGAUGUAUGGACCGAUAGGAUUCACUACUUCUUGAGAUCGGUGUCGUGGCGCGUACGUUUCUCGCUUGCCAAGAAAAUUGAUAAGCUGAGUGUGUUUUACAGGGACGUGUACGAUGCUCUGAAGGACGAUGAUGUGCUGUUCAUCAAGAAGGCGAUGAUCUGUGCGUUGAAGGAUGAUGAUAUUCUUUAUUUUCUCAGGUCUGAAGAUGAGGAAAUUAGAUGCGAGGUUGUUAAGGAGAUAUGGAAACGAACAGCGGAUGGAAGCGGAUUUGCGUACUUAAAGGACUGGAUUGAGCGUGGGAAUGAGGACUUGAAGGACACGAUGGAGGGAAGCGAACUUACACGUUCAAACGACCUGGGCAAUGGAAAGGGCAUCAAACGUAGAAGUACGGCCAAAAAGAGCGAUAAGGAUAAACAAGGCGGUAAUAACGAGCAAGAAAAUACGAAAGACAUGAACGAACCGAUCUCUGAUCGCUCACAUGCACCAAUGAAUGAUGAGGAGCACGUGUACCUGGCAGUGUCUCGUGCGAGGGAUGAGAUGACCGUGGAGGAGUACACACAGUUAAUCACGGAUACGUGCCCUGAUGUUCUCAAAUCAGAUCUGCCCUCUUUCUUGAUGAAAGACCCGUCAUCAAAGGUGAAGUUUCAUCUUUUGAAGCUGCUUAAGACCAAGAAUCUGGUCCAGCAGUUCAUCAACAGCAGUGACUGGCGAGAAAGAGAGCAGGCCCUCGAAUAUUCUCUUGAUAGCGACCUUUACUUCAGUUUCUUGGUGGAUCCGGUUGCACAGGUACGUUAUAAAGCGGCUAUGUCAUUUCAACAGCCGCUAAAUGCAGCAACGAUCGGCAACUUAGGAAAGAUCGUGCAUUCUGAUAACUACCUGCACAGGAUAAACGUGAUACACGUGCUGGUGAGCAAUGCGAACGAGAGUAUGAGGGAGUUGCUUGAUGUACUGUCCAGGGACAAGAUCGUGAAUGUUAGGGAAAAGGUGCUGAGUGUGAUUGAGAGUGAGAAAGCGGUGUAUUACAGCAGCAUUGUUGAGCAGAUGGCUGAUGAUGAGAAUGAGGAGGUGUGUAGAAGGGCUGAGAGGGUGUUGCGCGUGUUAAAGGGCCUGUGAUGAAAGUACAGGGGUCCAAGACGAAGAUGUUGAAUAAAAUGAGGUGCGGGGUAACAAAGUAAGGGCAGAAGCACUGAGAAUGAAAAUCACCAGAUGAAUGUAUUAAUCGAUGGUAGGUUGUAAUUUAAAUGUACAAUGAUCGGCAAAUAAACGCUUUAUAAUACGUUC
Vavraia culicis subsp. floridensis is the source of this 2049-nucleotide messenger RNA. RefSeq lists its product as uncharacterized. The record is from RefSeq and is a predicted model, not a curated record. Bases 397 to 1881 code for a protein of 494 amino acids. The transcript has a single exon. NCBI's taxonomy places the organism in Eukaryota, Fungi, Microsporidia, Pleistophoridae.